Messenger RNA from Heterostelium album PN500, 2187 nucleotides. Its product is annotated as Zinc finger BED domain-containing protein. NCBI's taxonomy places the organism in Eukaryota, Evosea, Eumycetozoa, Acytosteliales, Acytosteliaceae. The transcript has 10 exons. Gene Ontology annotation, molecular function: protein dimerization activity. The record is from RefSeq and is a predicted model, not a curated record. Bases 1 to 2187 code for a protein of 728 amino acids.
AUGAGUGAAAAAUAUCACCCUUAUAGUUCAUCUGAUAAAGAAAUAAAAAAAAGAUCCAAUAAAUAUAAUAGUUCUAUUUAUGAACACUUUUUUAAAUUUAUAGAUUCGAAUGAUAAGAAUUUAAUUAAAAUGAAGUGUAAAUACUGUCAAGUAUUUACUUUUAAAUACGAUAAGGUAGACAAAAAAUCAGUGUCUAGUGGUUUAGGAUGGGCACAUCUUGAGAAUGUGAGAUUAUCUUGCCACAAAGAAAGUGAAAUAGAUUGGUCGUAUGUCGCAGAACAAAAAAGGAAAAAAGCAGAAACACUUGCACUUGCUAUAUCAAAACCUUUUAGUCAAGGUGUAUCAGAGGAAUUAUUAAUAGAUUUAGUAAUCAAAAAAAAUCUUCCCUUCAACUUAACAGAGGAUGAGAGAUUUAAAAAUUUUAUUUCAUCGUUAAGAGCAGAGUUCAAUUUAGUUGGUGGAGAUACUAUUAAAAAUAGAAUAAUAAAAAGAUAUGAUGAUCAAGUUGUACAACUCAGAGAGUAUUUCAAGACUAUGGAUUCCAAAAUCAGUUUCUGUUUCGAUAUCUGGAGUGUCAAGGAUAUCUCUUUUUUGGGUGUAACUGGUCAUUGGAUCGAUAGUCAAUUUAAAGCUAGAAAGUGUUUGUUAGGAAUGGAGAGCCUAAAAAGCGAUAAAACAGAAAAGUUUGAUAUCUCCAAAAAGAUAAUGUGCACCACUUCUGACAACUGCUCGAACAACCACACUACAGUGGAGAACAUUGUCAAAAACCAAGAUCCUUCCAAUGAUUACAAAGGAUUCCAGGGUGGACAUAUUUUAUGUUUGAACCAUGUGAUUAAUUUAGGAGAUAAAUCAACGAAAUAUCUUUUCGAUAAAAUUCACUCCUAUGGUUCAAAUUUAAGAAACUCCAGUAACCAAACAGAUGCUUUUUUUGGAAUUUUUGAAAUUCUAAAAACUGAAAAGAAGGACAGGUUAAAGCCAAAAGUAUUGAACCCAAUCCGUUGGUCAUCAGCUUUUCAGAUGACUAGUAGAUUCAUCAGGAUCAAAGAGGCAGUUGAAUACGACAUUAAAUAUAAGAUUACGAAACAUGAUAUCCAUCUCACUACCGAUGAAUGGGAUAUCAUCAAACAAAUCAAUAAAUUCUUGGAUGGUGUGGAUUUUAUUACUUUGGCAUUACAAGGAGCUGAUGUUAAUCUGUCUUGCAGUUUACCUGUGUAUGGUCGGCUCUUGGACAUUGGAGAGGAAUGGAAAACCAAUAAGAUUCUCAAGACUGCUGCUGAAGCCUUUUGGAAAGAAAUAGAUGGUUACUAUACAACACUUGAUUAUGGAAUAGAACCAUUUUAUAUCUCAACUUUUCUUGCACCAUUCACCAAAUUAGAGGUAUUUAAAAGUGAAUUUUGGAAAGAUUAUUGGAAUAACAUAAACAAUUCAAUUGAAUCAAUUUAUACUAAAUAUGGAGGUACUAAGGGAAAUAAAACCAGUAUAGAAUCAGUCAAACCAGAGAUGGAUAGAAUGAAGUUUAUUUUAUCCACUCAAAAGAUAAUUAUUGUUGAACAAAAUGAGAAUGAAUUAUCAAAAUAUAAAAAUCUACCAACUACAUUCUCAAAUGACUCAUUGCAGUAUUGGAAAGAGAAUCAAAUUGAGUUCCCAGUUCUAUCUAGGAUUGCUAGAGACUAUCUCGCCAUUCAAUGCACAUCUACACCUGCAGAGAUUGAAUUCCGUUACAGCUCUGACAUGCUCACUAAAAAUAGGUGGUCUCUUGGGAAAACAGUUAUCAAAUCACAAAAAAAACAAUUUAUAUUAAGAAUGAAGAUUAUAAUAGAUUUGACAAAAGAAAACAAGUAUACAGAAGAAAUCAUUGAUCUCACAUAUGAAAUCAAUAACAACAGCAAUAACAACAACAUAAACAACAACAUCAUCCAUAUAAAUCAAUUCCAACUUAAUUUAAAGAGGAAUCUUAUGAUUUAUAUCACUGAUUUGGAAGAUUAUAUUUUCAACAAAAUAUUAGAAAAUAAAAAAAAUAAAUUUUCAACAUUAAUUAAAUAUUUUACUUUUUCGCGUCUCACCAGCAGAUUCGAAUGUAAUUUAUGUGAAUGUUUCACAAUUUCAUUAUCAAACAAAAAGGUUGGACAUUGUGCAACCUCUCAUAUUAAUGCAUGUUGCCAACAAUACCCAAAUAUAAACCUUUGA